Molecule: messenger RNA, 2145 nt
Organism: Jatropha curcas
Lineage: Eukaryota; Viridiplantae; Streptophyta; Magnoliopsida; Malpighiales; Euphorbiaceae
Product: Pseudouridine synthase family protein
Biological process (GO): enzyme-directed rRNA pseudouridine synthesis
Molecular function (GO): pseudouridine synthase activity; RNA binding
Source: RefSeq, a predicted model, not a curated record
AAAAUAUUGUAGUAUAUAAUUUAAUUGAAAGUUAUAGUACUAUCCGUUAAUAAACGGAUCCGGUGAUACCACCACAUUCGGAUCAGUUGGAUCGAAUAGUCGGCCGGCGGAUAAAAUACCCAUUUCACUUCCACGCGCAGUCGGAUUAAAGAUCCCCGUAAUCUGGGAAUUGGAAUAUCGGACUGAUUAAAGAUUGACUGUCUCCGGUGACAAACUGCUCGCCACUUCCGCGCAGUCAGGCGGUGGGGAAGACUCUCCCAUGGUUGCUUUCACUCAGUUCAUUUUAUUUUUCGUCUUCUAGCUUAUUAUUUACAGAAGAUUGUGCACUGGUUCAGUAAUUGGAGCUGGUUGGAGAGUUUCAUUUUGUAUUCUUGGUUAUAUAUUGGAAUUAGUUUCUGUAUAUACAAUUGGAGUUACAGAUAUUAGAAAGAGGAUGCGUUCUCUUUACUCUGUAUCUUGUUGCUGUAUAGGCCCAUCUGCUAAAGCCUUACAAUCUUCAUCUUCUAUUUCUUUUUUCCAUCGAAAUCCUAGAGUUUUUCCUUCUUCUAAGCUUCUUUUGAGAAUGUUUACAGUUUGUUCUGGUUCAAGUGAAAAACAAAACCAAAACCAAAGAAUUAAUUAUGCUGGUUUGAGACUUGAGGAGACUGUAGAGGCUAAGUCAGGAAAGUUGAGGCUUGAUUCUUGGAUUUCUUCUCGUAUUUCUGGAAUUAGUAGAGCUCGUGUGCAGUCCAGUAUUAAAUCAGGGCUUGUUGCUGUCAAUGGCAGGGUUGUUGAUAAGGUUUCACACAGUGUCAAGGUUGGGGAUAAGGUCAUUUGCACUAUUUCAGAAUUGCAACCCUUGAGAGCUGAAGCUGAGGACAUUCCUUUGGAUAUAAUCUACGAAGAUGAUCACUUACUGGUUGUCAAUAAGCCUCCGCACAUGGUGGUUCAUCCAGCACCUGGUAACCCUACUGGCACACUUGUAAAUGGCAUACUUCACCAUUGUAGUCUUCCAACAGUUGUAACUUCAAGCCAGGAAGUCCUUUCAGAUGUGGAAGAUAUUUCUGAUGAUGAAGGGUCAUGUUCCAGCUCAUGUGUAUCAUCUGUUCGCCCAGGCAUAGUUCAUAGGUUGGACAAAGGCACUAGUGGGUUGCUUGUCGUUGCAAAGGAUGAACAUGCUCAUGCCCAUUUAUCUGAACAAUUCAAGCAACAUACUAUCCAGAGAGUGUACAUUAGUCUUACUUCUGGAGUGCCCUCUGCAUUGACUGGGCGUAUUGAUAUCCCUAUUGGUCGUGAUGUGAAUAACAGGAUUCGUAUGGCUGCUAUAUCUGGACCAGUUAAGCAGGGACAUGCACGCCAUGCUGCUAGUAGAUAUAAAGUUAUUGAAAUACUUGCCGGCGGUGGUUCAGCAUUGGUUGAAUGGAGGUUAGAAACGGGGCGUACUCAUCAGAUUCGUGCACAUGCAAAGUACAUUGGAAUUCCUCUAUUAGGAGAUGAGGUUUAUGGAAGCACCACGGGCAUGGCUUUGUCACUGCUUCGACCUAGAAUACCAGCUAGCUUUCAAAAUCAACUUUCAUCAUUGCUUUCAGGAUUAGAGAGGCCGUGUCUCCAUGCUUUGUCUCUUGGGUUUACACAUCCACGCACAGGGAAAGAAAUAAACUUUUCUUGUCCGCCUCCUCCAGAUUUUGCAGGGGUCUUGAGCCAGCUUCGCGAAAUGGACAUGGAGAAGGUUUAAUCAGUUGAAUGAUAUUUGCCUGCUGCACAACCAGCUAAGGUAGUUAUCAACUUUCAAUCUCUGGUAUGCAUUUAAUGAACGCUCGAACUUUUUUAUGCAUUAUCACAUGGAUUAUUGGAAAAUAUUAUGCUACUGAUGAGCGCAAGAUUCUGGCACAUUACUGGCGGCAAUGCCUGUGGCAUUUCGUUUUGGGCAAUGUGGAGUCUCUCAUCGCAAAAGCCUGUAUUUCUCGGAAUGUUGGGGGGGAUGCGCCAUUUUUGAACAGUCUGAGUUUCACACACAGAUUACAAAUUGUUGUAUUAGUUAGACGAUGAAAUUAAUUUGUCAAAGUAGGUUUUUUUUUUUUUUCCUUAAUUUGUGAAAAAGAAAAGAAGAAUGUAUAGUAGAACAAAUUUGAUUGAAGAUGCAUCAUUUUUUACCCCCUCAUAAAA